Molecule: messenger RNA, 606 nt
Organism: Eupeodes corollae
Lineage: Eukaryota; Metazoa; Arthropoda; Insecta; Diptera; Syrphidae
Exons: 2
Coding region: 1-606 (201 amino acids)
Source: RefSeq, a predicted model, not a curated record
AUGACGUCACAAAGCGAGUCGUCAGACGGUGACAUCGACUACGUCUCCGAAGGUGGAGAGGGGCACUAUAGGUCGCCUAAAAAUAAAAAUAGGUUCGCAAGCCUAGCGCCGCCAGAGCAGCCUAAAGAAAGGGAGAUGGAGGUGCCUGAAGCCCCCAACGACAACGAAGCCGAUGAAGCGGAGCUGGCACAAGUGCUGCAGGCAAAAAAGCAGCAAAUAGAUGCCUACGAGGACCAGCUAAAAAAGCUGAAGGAGGAGAUGGAGCCCCUUCUCAGUGCACUAAGAAACAAAAUUGAAGCGCGCCGACAAAAAGAGGCAGCUGAGAAGGAGGACAAACAAGCACAACGGCUCCUACAACAACAACAGCAGCAACAGGCAAAGCAAAAAAAGCCUGAUACAAGGCAACAAAAACAACAACCACAGCAGCAACAACCAAAGCCCGCUACCAAAAUCACUGGAGCGGAGCAAAAAAUUAAGGCUUUACCAGCAGUGACAGGCUCAAUGAAGGAGGGCCCAUCUACCUCGAGUAAGGCCAAGCAGCAGCAACAACAAGAGCUACAAGCAAGGCAGCAGCAGCAGCAGAAACAUUUUGACUUUACCGCUUAA